AUGACCGCCAUAUCUCUCGACGACGUGAAGAUCAAGCUCCAGGCGCCAACCCGGCGCAGAACCUCUCGAGGCCUCGGUCGUAUCAUCGUGACCGCGACUCACCCAGUCUAUGGCACUCUCGGCAAACUCGAUGCGUACAAGUUCCCUCGCGCGUAUCCCCUGCGGGGCAGGUUCUUUGAGGUUCUCGACGAAGAAUCGGGCGAGCUGGCCGACUUUGGCCUCAAGAUAUUGGACAACGAUAUGAAUGCGUACCCAAAGAUCGUGGAGGACGAUUAUCAUAAAGGGACGGGGGUCUGGGGGUAUGAGAUGAAUAAGGGGAAUGCGCUGUAUGUGCCGAUCGUGCAGGUAGAGAAACGGUUUGAGAACCAGGGGAUUGCGACGCGAUUGCUGAAGGCGUUGCUUUCGUCAAAGCAUGUUGAGAAAGAUGCGAUCGUAUACUGCUGGCCGACGCCCGUGGAUACGCGCUCAGUCGAAGAACAUAAGGCAGAGAUCCCGCGCGUCACGCAUGUCUGUCGCAAGGCCGGUUUCCGGAGAGUUGGGCGCACCAACUACUUCGGAUACUCUCCCCACCCCGCGCACCCUUCUCGCGCACUACCCGAGGCCGACGACCUCGACCUCGACCCGUACAAGUUCCCCAUGAAGCCCAUCACGUAUACGCCGGAGGACAUGGUCAGACUCCGUACCAAUUUCCCUCUUCAGAUGCUCCUCGACCCGCCUCUGGAUCGCGACAAUUUCACGAACCCAGACUACGAAGCACCUCGCCAGCUCAGCGCCACGGACAUGGCCACCGUCAUCCAGGAGAUGCACGUACGCGAUCCUAACCUUCUUCACGUACAGGACGAUCAGGGCUUCACCCCAUUGUACGCAGCUGCUAAGUCAGGAAAUCUUCCCGCGAUACACGCAUUGCUGUCGCAUGGCGUCUCCCCGGACGAGAUCCUCAGCCACGACAAUGCUGCGGACAGGAAUGUGCUGGAGGCGUUGCAGCAGCAUCUGCUGGAGGACAGGAAGAUGUCCGCGCUGUUCUCGCGCGGUCCGUGGCAAGGAUAUCCGGACGACUCGCUCGUUACCAGCCAUAGGCUUCGCCAGGCCGCUGGGCUGGAGGUUAGGACGCUUUCCGAGUAUGUUGCGCAAAAUCGCUGGGGAUGCACUUGUGGCAGAUGUUUGGGCGGCUGGCUUUCGCCUCGCAUGCAGUAUGCAUUGAUCGCCAUGGGGGACCUAUCGUUCGACAUGGGCAUGCAAGCGGCCGAAUACACCUUCGCAGAUGGCGCCGACCCCAGCGAAAUCCUCGCGCUGCCCCGCCUCGACUACAUCCCAGACGAACUCCAGCAAUCUACGACGCGCGCCUUCUACACUGGCUUCCUCACCGUCUGCCGCAUUCUCGCGCGCGUCGUCGAGGCUGGCCUCCUCCCCACCGCCGCCCGCAUUUUCCUCGAACUCAUGAAUGAUCAAUCACCCAUGGGCGUCCUCUCGUUGCAGACGGUGCAGUACUAUCUCAGCCACAACGGGAAGGUCGAGUGGGCGAUGAACUGCGUGCUGGAUGUCGUAAAGGAGCACAUGACGGACUACUCGUGGGAGGAGAUGUAUGAGGAGGACGAGGAGUGGAAUGCGUUGCCGAGGUGCGUGAAUGAUGCGGAAUUUGGGUUGGUGAGCAGGAUGAUGGGACUUGGGCGGAGGAUGGGGGCAAUUUGA
Messenger RNA from Schizophyllum commune H4-8, 1689 nucleotides. RefSeq lists its product as uncharacterized. Gene Ontology annotation, molecular function: protein binding. NCBI's taxonomy places the organism in Eukaryota, Fungi, Basidiomycota, Agaricomycetes, Agaricales, Schizophyllaceae. The record is from RefSeq and is a predicted model, not a curated record. The coding region runs from base 1 to 1689 and encodes 562 amino acids. The transcript is spliced from 3 exons.